GCGUCAUAUGGUCGUACCAUACGCGUCGCCGUCAUAAGACGUCGUUCGGUCGUCCAUGAUAAACAAAUUGUUUUAUCAUGCCGUAUUGCGGUCGUCGUCGUUAAUACUAAACGAUAUCCGACAGCAAGUGGUGACGGUACGACACACGAGUCCGACGUUAUUUUUUUCGAAGCCCAAGCGAAAUAACAAAGCGCAACAUACAAUCUAUAUACGUAGAUAUUGUGCACGACGCCCGCUCGUAGUAUCUAUUCUCUAUCGGUAAUCUGUAUUAUCACGAUUCAUGGUGCUCAAAUUCCAGCCGUAGUGAACGAAAAUUUUUGUCAAUCAUUAUUUUUUGUCAUUGAUAACGACUCGUUAGUCGUUAGUCGCUACCCGAGUCUGAGCGAGAAACUUACCUGAGUGCGAUUUGAUCAUCGUGUCUGUCUGACGUCUCCGAAAAUGCAUUGAACCGAGAACGUUGUUGACGUUUUGAGGAGGAGCAGCUAGAACAUAAGGAACAGGAGUUUUUACUUCAUUCGACGAUUACGAUGGCGGACAGCGAUUCCGAUGACAUAUUGUCGGAGGGCUUUCUGGAACCCGGCGAGCUGUUGGACAGCGACGACAAUCAGCCAGCCGACAACAGCACGUCGGCGCGAACCAGCCAGCCGAUGGCACAGCUCAACAGACCCAAAUUGAACAGAAACACUUUCCAAGCAGCCACAGCUUCCAACUCAGAACAGCAGCCCACGCAUUAUUCAUCAGACAUCACAGACAAACAAGUCCAGUAUAUUCUAAACAGUCUUGGCAUGAACAAAAACGACAAAGACAUUCAGCUGAAUGCUUUACAUUUGCACGGAGUCAUGGGAAUGACCACUAAAGAUAUAAUCGAUUAUUUCGAUAAAUAUGAUCCUAAAUUUUUAGAAUGGGUGUCAAAUUCUGAAUGUAAUGUUGUAUGGCUGGAUGAUCGAAUGCCUACUAAGGCUUUAUUGGACUUGACUCGGCCGAUACGCGAGCUAAAACAUAUUACGUCUGCAGUUAAUGAUGAGUUAAAUAGUGAACCUGGAGCUUUAAAUGAAAAUCAAAACGAUGACCACAUGGAUCAAGAUGAUGUAUUAGUAUCAGAAGAUUAUGUCAGCUGUGUGGGUUACGAGUUGCCCCCAGGUAUGUGGCGAAAAGCGAUUAAACCACAUGAAAAAUCCAAGUGCAUAUUGAUGAGAUACAGUACCGUGUUUGACAAACAAGAUGUAAAGAAUAAAAGUGCAGAUGUAGAAGAUGGAGAUUAUGAAUUAUUUUCCCAAGACAGUCGUAAACGAAAGUUUAUACCAGUAAUCAACCAUCCCGAUAUCGGAGAUGAAAUGUUGAAAGAUGAUGUUCGGUGGAAAUUGGCCAAAAAUCCAGGUAUCAAUACUUGGACUGCAAUAGCCAAGACUUGGAGCCAAUAUGACAAUGCUAUGGAUAAUGCUAAAUACAAAUCCAAAGUACGGACUCCAUCACCACCACCGCCCACAUCAUCAUCAGGUGCAGCUAGUGAAGAUGACGACGAUGAUUAUAAUGAUGCUAGGUAUAGAGAAAGCAAAAUACCAAGAAUGCGUAUGUAUGCAGACGAUGAAACACAAGCUACCACUAGAAAGCGUCUGAAUUCAAGUUCAAAUUCAAGACAUCAAGUAAAUAUAGCCAACGACUUGCGGGAACGUCUCAAUGGACGUUUGGUGUCUGCUAAAGUAGCCAAAGCAAUUCGUGCUGCUAAAUCGCAUCAGUAUCUUGAUGAUGAGUCGCUUGAAGUAGAUAUUGAAGAUGUUAAUGAUGAGGAAUACACUGAUAUUCCAUUUAGCCGUGCAACUCGUCGAGAUAUUCCUCGUCGCCAGUAUUUACAUGAAGAUGAUGGCGAUUACACAAGCGAUGAAGAUGUGUAUGAAAAAAGACAUGUUAAGAGUAGACUUGGGCCUCAUAGAAAACACAGUCAUCGUUAUAACGCUCGUUCUGUGUCUCCACUGCAGAUACAAAUUAAUAAUGAUAAAUAUUAUAAGCGUACAAGUCGGCGUUGAUCACAUUACAUUAUUAAACAUGGAUAAUGUUUUUGAUUUUCAUAAAUCUUAAUGAUACAUUUUAAAAAUGAAUAAACUCUUAACAUACUUAUACAAUAAUCUAUUUUUCUAUUUUAUUGUUGUGAAAAAAUAAAACAAUCUGUUGUGUGGUUAUGUGUAUCUAAGGUGUUAAUUUAUAAUAAUUUCCUAAGCUCUGGAACAAUUUGUUUUUUUUUUUACAUUUACAACAUGUUCAAUUCGGUUUAUAAGUCAAAAAAUAAAUAAAUCUGGUGAUUUUUAUAA
Messenger RNA from Myzus persicae (green peach aphid), 2306 nucleotides. RefSeq lists its product as uncharacterized. Gene Ontology annotation, molecular function: RNA 7-methylguanosine cap binding; mRNA binding. Gene Ontology annotation, cellular component: cytosol; nucleus. The record is from RefSeq and is a predicted model, not a curated record. NCBI's taxonomy places the organism in Eukaryota, Metazoa, Arthropoda, Insecta, Hemiptera, Aphididae. The transcript has 8 exons. The coding region runs from base 528 to 2024 and encodes 498 amino acids.